AAAAAGCUUCUCUCUUUUUCUUUUCUUACAACGGACAACAAAAUAGCCCCCACUAUUUUUUUUUAAUAACAGAUUUAGGAUCUCUGUAAAAAAAAAAAAACACACUUGACUCUCUCUAUCAAUCUGAAAAAAAAACUAAGAUAUAUUGUUGUUGUUGUUCCAAAAAGAAUGGGAGAAACUGCUUGUCUCAUGCAGCCAUUCUCAUAUGCAGCUCCUGAGGGAGGAGGAGACUCUCUUGUUUCUUCUUUAGGACAGUCUGUGUCCUUCGGUAGAUUCAUGUCCGAUAAACUUGACUGGGAGAAAUGGUCUGCUUUCUCCACCUCCCAGAAUCCUUACGUCGCCGAGGCCGAGAGGUACUCUAAGCCAGGCUCUGUUGCUCAGAAGAAAGCUUUCUUUGAAGCUCACUACAAGAAACUCGCUGCUGCUAGGAAAGCUGCUGCUGAAGAAGCCCUCUUGCUUCAACAGCAAUCCCAACCAGAUAAGCUUCCAGUUCCAGCAGUUCAACAAUCAGAUAUCAAUUGUGUUGUUGGAAAGAAAGAUCGGCUGCUCUCGAAACUGGAUCUUGAGCUUCCCAGAGGAUCUUUAGAUGCUGCUGCUGCUCAAUUGAAUUCACUUACAGAGAAACAAGGCGGCUGCGGAUUUGGUAUUAGACAAUCAUCUGAUGAGAAAGAGAACUGUGGGAUGCCUGAGUCACAGAUCAAUGGUGGCGGCAAAGUUUCUACACAAGCAGAGGAGGAGAAGAAGCCUAUACUGCUUAAGUCCUUGCAGAAGAAAUCCAAAGAUUCACAACCAAAAAGCAGUAGCAAACCAAGAGUCUCUAAGUACAACAGUUCAUCGGAGAGGACUCCAAGUCAAAAGACUAGCAACAAGAGCAGCAGCUCUUCUUACACUUUCACACCUGCUAAAGAGUUCAAUAGAUUAGUGUCCAUCAUAAGGAAGAUUGACGGGUCAAGAGCUUCUUCUAAACCAACUAAAGACUGCAAGACUCCUCUCCGGACACCAUCAGACAAGGCGUCUGCAAAGGGAAUUGUCGAGGAUUCUUUGUGCACACCUUUAGCGAGUCACACGAGUAGUAAGUGCAGAGGGAAGAUAGCUCCUGAGUCUUCUGCUAAGACGGGUCGAGGAAGAUGGAACUUCCUCCCUGCCGACAGGACACCGAGCUGUUUUACACCGUUUGGUUUAAGAACAGAGGAGAGAGCAGAGAGAAGGAAAAAGAAGCUAGAGGAGAAAUUCAAAGCAAUGGAUGAUGAGCCACAGAACGACAAGAAGUCGGAGAAGGAGAGAAGUGUGGAGAAGGAAGGGAGUAAACUACGGCAAAAGCUAUGCUUCAAAGCAAAGCCACUUCCAAAUUUCUACAAACAGAGACCUAAAUGCACGGACGACCAAACUAAGAAAGCUCUGUUACAGUAGCAGAGUGGUGUUGAAGCAAUUCCCACCAUUAUCUUUCAAAGAGAUAUGUAUUGCCAGCGCCAACGACAAAGGAUUAGUUUGUUGGAAUCGUUUGACAUGUUUGGUUUUUGUAACUACAAGAAGAGGAAAUAAUGAAUUUGAUGACAUUGCACCUCUUGUAUUAAAAUAUAUUUUGUAAACGUGCUUGUUAUAUACAGACAUUGUAAUAUGGAUCUUCUAAACAACACCUAGACACAGUUUACA
Messenger RNA from Camelina sativa (false flax), 1653 nucleotides. RefSeq lists its product as uncharacterized. The record is from RefSeq and is a predicted model, not a curated record. NCBI's taxonomy places the organism in Eukaryota, Viridiplantae, Streptophyta, Magnoliopsida, Brassicales, Brassicaceae.